This is a messenger RNA of Neltuma alba, 1879 nucleotides long. Its product is annotated as transcription factor GTE6-like. The record is from RefSeq and is a predicted model, not a curated record. The transcript has 10 exons. Lineage: Eukaryota; Viridiplantae; Streptophyta; Magnoliopsida; Fabales; Fabaceae. The coding region runs from base 281 to 1414 and encodes 377 amino acids. Gene Ontology annotation, molecular function: protein binding.
UUCGCCGUCAUUCUCCAUAGUGCGAGGAUUUUUGAGUAUCCUCCCUAUUCUUAUUUGAUACUCUUCGCAACUUCACCUUCAUCUUCAUUUGAUCACCCCAUCGUCUAUUUCGGCGGCCAUGCACUGGAGGUAGUACGAUUCUUCGUUUCGGCAACUCGAGAAUUCGAGGAGAAUCAACUAUAUCCUGCGACAAGUGUAAGUGUUUGUAAGUAAGUCGGUAUUUCCAGUUCCGUGUGGACCCUUGGUUGCGACACGUUUUGUUGAGUUUUGUCACACUUCGAUGGAAACGGCAAUUGCACCAAGUUCUGAAGCCAGAAGUAAUAAUCCAGGGAAUGCUGAUGGCUCUGCUGCAGAAAUUGGGGGUUUUAGGCAUCAUGUGGACGAGAUGAUUUCAAAAGUUGACAAGCUUGAGCAACGGUUAAGCGAGAUUGAAAAUUUUUACUCAAACAUGAACAAGAAGCAAGCAAACACAUCAAAGGGUAGCUCUGCUACCAAAGAUAAAGAUAAGGACAAACAUGUACCAAGUAUUAAGAAACAACAGCAGGAUGCAUCACAUAGAGAAGCUGCUGCUGCAAAGAGAAUGCAGGAUCUUAUGCGCCAGUUUGGCACAAUAUUACGUCAGAUCACGCAACACAAGUGGGCAUGGCCCUUUAUGCAACCUGUGGAUGUGGAGGGCCUUGGUUUACAUGACUAUUAUGAGGUCAUUGAUAAGCCUAUGGAUUUCAGUACCAUUAAGAAUCAGAUGGAGGCUAAGGAUGGCACUGGAUAUAAAAAUGUCCGGGAGAUAUGUGCUGAUGUCAGAUUGGUUUUCAAGAAUGCUAUGAAUUAUAAUGAUGAGAGAAGUGAUGUUCACGUGAUGGCAAAAACUUUGCUGGCAAAAUUUGAGGAGAAAUGGUUGCUACUUCUGCCAAAAGUUACUGAAGAGGAAAAAAGACGAGAAGAAGAAGAAGCAGAGGCGCAGAUAGCCAUGCAGCUUGCUCAAGAGGCUGCUUAUGCAAAAAUGACUAGAGACUUGAGUAAGGAGUUGUGUGAAGUUGAUAUGCAUUUAGAAGAACUGAGGGAGAUGGUUGCCACAAGAUGCAGAAAAAUGUCAACUGAAGAGAAAAGAAAGCUUGGAGUUGCCCUCGCCAAACUAUCUACUGAAGAUAUCAGCAAAGCAUUGGAAAUUGUUGCACAAAAUAAUCCGAACUUCCAAGCGACUGCUGAAGAGGUGGAUCUUGACAUAGAUGCUCAGAGUGACUCGACCUUGUGGAGGUUAAAAUUUUUUGCGAAGGAGGCAUUAGAGAAUCAGGGCAAGAAUUCAGGAAGCAUAGGGGGCGGCAACGAAAACCAUAACACCAACAAACGGAGAAAAGAUAUAUGUGAUGCUAUUGCCAAGACGUCAAAGAAAAAGGCUAAGAAGCCCAAGGAGUAAUUCUAAUACUCAAAACGGAGGUAUCCGAAGGAGUUUUCCUUCCAAAAUGAAAAAAACUUUGUGCGGUUUGGCUUUAGUCUCUUCAGCUACAGCUACAGCUAUUUCAUGUAGCUCCUGGUUAUUGGCUUAUUGGAAGUUCAUAUCACUUAAGGUGACGAGACUUUUGUUGUUGUUGGUAUUGCUUCAUUGAAAUUCCAAUUCUUGCUGUCGUCUCUUCAGCUAUAGCUAUUUCUAGGCUCCUUUUGAAGGCUAACUCUUGCUGGUUUUGAAUGGCAGUUCAGCUAUCUCUUGGUCCUCUGUUAACUUUGUGUUGGCUCUCUGAAAAUGUAAUUAUCUAAGAUGAUGAGGUUAGGUGGCGAUGGGUCAGCUUAGGAGCGCAGGCUCAUGUGAACUUUAUGACUCUGUAUAAAUGCAUGGAACAUUGUAUUUCCAAUGAAAUAUUGAAGUUGAAAACGUUGAACAUUG